Molecule: messenger RNA, 2844 nt
Organism: Branchiostoma floridae (Florida lancelet)
Lineage: Eukaryota; Metazoa; Chordata; Leptocardii; Amphioxiformes; Branchiostomatidae
Product: fibropellin-1-like
Exons: 19
Coding region: 49-2844 (931 amino acids)
Biological process (GO): Notch signaling pathway
Molecular function (GO): calcium ion binding; Notch binding
Source: RefSeq, a predicted model, not a curated record
GAUCUGCGCACUGCGUCCUUCAGCAGUCUUUGUGUAAGGGUUGGGUGAAUGCAUCUGUUCCAUGUAGAACCUAAGACGGUGAAACGUACGUUAACGGAAGCGGUUCCACACAAUUUUAGGAGUCGGAAAGCACCUACAAAGAUGUGGAAGUUCAUCAUCUUCACCUUGGCUGUGUUCGUGGGGCCGUCCCAAUCACAAGCCGGAAGGUUCUUGGCUACAUAUUCGGGCUACGACUACUUCAAAGUACAGGUCAACGGACAGAUGACGAGUGCUAACGUGAAGAGGACGUGUGAGGCGGCCGGUUACGUCACGCCAUGUCCGGGGGAUAGAAGCUGCGCAGGGUCGUCCAGCUUCUGCGUCCUGACCGGUCUGACGGGGUGCUUUUACGGGCCCAUGGACGAUCUGUCUCAGGUUCUGUGCGGCACCACCCCUGACCGCUGCCGCGCCCUGGACGGAGUGUACGUCUUCAUGGGGUACAGCUGGAACGCGGGGGCGGCCUGUGGCGUGGACGGGGACCGGUACUACACGGUCGGGCUCAGUCAGAAUAACCGGGACGCACUCUGCGCAUUGGCUUCAGAUAUUGACCAGUGCAGCAGCGCCCCCUGUGAGAAUGGAGCUACGUGCCAGGGCGGUGUGAACGGCUUCACCUGUCAGUGCGUACCUGGGUAUACUGGGACUCGCUGUGAAACAAGCCUAGAUGUGGACGACUGUGCCAGCGAUCCUUGUUGGUUCGGUGGCACCUGUGUGGAUGGAUACAGGGACUUCAGCUGUGUUUGUCCUGAAGGUUUUGCCGGAAAAAAGUGUGAAAUCGCUGCGUUUUCCGGACAAUGUUACCAGUUCUCGUCCGACGCCCUCUCCCAACCUGAGGCCCAGCAGGCCUGUAGUACCCAAAACGGUCGCCUGGCGGACGCGAAGGUAGGACAGCAGCAUCAAAGGUUCAUCACGGACGGCAUCGCGACCUCCACUGGAGCCUCCAGCUGGCUCGGGGUGAAGCUGGAACCUGUGUACUACCUGAAGUACCCCGAUGGUUCGGUUUCUCCAAGGCCCCUAGAGAUGUCACCUACCCAGCCCCACUCCCACUGUGACCUGUGUGUUCUCCUGAACAGCUCCAACAGCUUCCAGGCGGAGCCGGCGUCAUGCACGGAACAGCACAACUACGUCUGUCAGACGGAUCUCAAAUCCUGUGGAUCAAACGUGUGUCAGAACGGCGGAAACUGCACCUCCUGUUUCGGCGAGUCCGUACUGUUCUGUGACUGUCCUGAUGGGUUCGGAGGAAAGUCAUGCGAGAUCAACAUUGACGAUUGUGCCUCGAAUCCGUGUCAAAACGGAGGAACCUGCCAUGAUGACGUCAAUACCUACCACUGUAGCUGUCUGCCGGGAUACACCGGGAACAACUGUGAAUCUGACAUUGACGAGUGCGCCUCCAAUCCCUGCCAACACGAAGGAACCUGCCAGGAUCAAGUCAGUUCAUACAGCUGCCUGUGCCCAACCGGGUACGACGGAGACAACUGUGAAAUCGAAAUAGACUGGUGUUCUCUUGUGACCUGCCCGUUCGGCUGGACCUGCCAGAACCUGAUUGACCACUUCAGCUGCCUGGCAUCGGCCGGCCGUAUGAUGGAGCCCUACCGGUGCAGCAGCGCCUCCUGUCCGGACGGCAUGUACUGCAAGGAGAAGGGCGGCCAAGAAUACCUGGCCAUGGUUGGCAACUGGAGUUUCUUUAACGUUCAGGCUUCCGGUCAGAUGACCAAUGCCAACGUCAAGGCGACCUGUGAGGCUGCAGGAAUGAGGUACCCGUGCUAUCACACAGGUAGGGACGGGUGUACCAAUCGCUACUGGAGCUCAAACUGCAUCGUGUUCGAUGACACCUUAGUCAGCUGUGAAACUUUCCUGGUCCUCUCGGAAAACUUGUGUGGACAUACUGACCCUCCGCACUGCCAGCCCCUUGAUGACACCUUUGUGUACAUCCCUGCCUGGCUGACUGACGGAAGUGCCACCGGAGUGGACUAUGAGACCCAUACAGACCACCUACAUGGAGCAUAUUACAGCAACAAGUACGCGAUGUGUGCAGAUAUUGACGAGUGCGAGAGCAACCCUUGCUGGAUGGGAGGGACCUGCAUGGAUCACGUGGCCAGCUACAGCUGUGUCUGCCCAAAGUAUACCACAGGGGAGCAUUGUGAAAUCGUAUCUUCUGUCGGAGAUUGCUACAAGUUCUCAACUUCAGCAGCUCGCCAUCUCGAAGCCACACAUGCCUGCCUUGCUGUCGACGGCCACAUGGUGGAUGUGAAAGACGACAAAAAGCAACAGUUCCUGGCAAACAUGAUUGCGGCCACCACUGGUUCUUCCACGUGGCUGGCCAUGAAAACAGCUCCGCUACCUAUUCUCCACAGCGAUGGUACUCUUGCGUUAGGUUCCCUACAGUGGAUGGCAGGCGAACCGUCUUCCCCUUUUGACCUCUGCGUUCUUCUGGACAGUUCCAACAACUACCAGGCAAAGAUUGCCUUCUGCACAGAGCAACACAGCUACGUCUGCGUGUCAGAUAUUGUUGAAUGCUCCUCCAAUCCUUGUCAAAACGGCGGAAUGUGCUCUGAUGGCCUGAACUCGUACGUGUGUCACUGCACUGCUGGGUUCGAAGGGGACAACUGUGAAACAGAUAUGGACCUGUGUGCCCAAGUUGUCUGUCCGUUCAACUGGCAGUGUCAGGAUCAGGGUGACCAUUUCAUCUGCAACGCCAGGAGCACCAGGCUGGUACAAGUGGACCCUUAUGUCUGCAGCAGCGCCUCCUGUCCGGGCGGUAUGAACUGCAAAGAGGAGGAUCCGGCAUCUUUCUCCUGCAGAGCCGGGUAG